AGAAUAUAACAGCACUCCCAAAGAACUGGGUACUCAACACUGAGCAGAUCUGUUCUUUGAGCUAAAAACCAUGUGCUGUACCAAGAGUUUGCUCCUGGCUGCUUUGAUGUCAGUGCUGCUACUCCACCUCUGCGGCGAAUCAGAAGCAGCAAGCAACUUUGACUGCUGUCUUGGAUACACAGACCGUAUUCUUCAUCCUAAAUUUAUUGUGGGCUUCACACGGCAGCUGGCCAAUGAAGGCUGUGACAUCAAUGCUAUCAUCUUUCACACAAAGAAAAAGUUGUCUGUGUGCGCAAAUCCAAAACAGACUUGGGUGAAAUAUAUUGUGCGUCUCCUCAGUAAAAAAGUCAAGAACAUGUAAAAACUGUGGCUUUUCUGGAAUGGAAUUGGACAUAGCCCAAGAACAGAAAGAACCUUGCUGGGGUUGGAGGUUUCACUUGCACAUCAUGGAGGGUUUAGUGCUUAUCUAAUUUGUGCCUCACUGGACUUGUCCAAUUAAUGAAGUUGAUUCAUAUUGCAUCAUAGUUUGCUUUGUUUAAGCAUCACAUUAAAGUUAAACUGUAUUUUAUGUUAUUUAUAGCUGUAGGUUUUCUGUGUUUAGCUAUUUAAUACUAAUUUUCCAUAAGCUAUUUUGGUUUAGUGCAAAGUAUAAAAUUAUAUUUGGGGGGGAAUAAGAUUAUAUGGACUUUCUUGCAAGCAACAAGCUAUUUUUUAAAAAAAACUAUUUAACAUUCUUUUGUUUAUAUUGUUUUGUCUCCUAAAUUGUUGUAAUUGCAUUAUAAAAUAAGAAAAAUAUUAAUAAGACAAAUAUUGAAAAUAAAGAAACAAAAAGUU
Homo sapiens (human) is the source of this 834-nucleotide messenger RNA. It is a transcript of the gene CCL20, whose product is annotated as C-C motif chemokine ligand 20. The transcript has 4 exons. The record is from RefSeq and is marked reviewed. Gene Ontology annotation, cellular component: extracellular region. Gene Ontology annotation, biological process: thymocyte migration; chemotaxis; immune response. Bases 71 to 361 code for a protein of 96 amino acids. Gene Ontology annotation, molecular function: chemokine activity; cytokine activity; CCR6 chemokine receptor binding. NCBI's taxonomy places the organism in Eukaryota, Metazoa, Chordata, Mammalia, Primates, Hominidae.